Molecule: messenger RNA, 1668 nt
Organism: Aspergillus tanneri
Lineage: Eukaryota; Fungi; Ascomycota; Eurotiomycetes; Eurotiales; Aspergillaceae
Exons: 2
Coding region: 1-1668 (555 amino acids)
Biological process (GO): regulation of cyclin-dependent protein serine/threonine kinase activity
Cellular component (GO): cyclin-dependent protein kinase holoenzyme complex; nucleus
Molecular function (GO): cyclin-dependent protein serine/threonine kinase regulator activity; protein kinase binding
Source: RefSeq, a predicted model, not a curated record
AUGUGCCUAGUUGAUGAGUACACUGACGUGUAUCCAAUGGAAAUCCGAUCGAGAAAAGUCUUCCACCGAUGUUCACUUAGUGAUGGUAGAAGAACCUGCAAGCACGUUCGGGUUCGAAACCAUGGUGAAUUUUACCACGCAGGCCGUGUCCAGUCAAGGGACUCCCCAGAAAUAGCUUCGUCUUUGCUAGAAAAACCGCCGAGAACAUCACCGUCGGCUCGAAGUCGCCCAUCUAAAUUCCGUGUUCCGUUUAUCAGAUUGUCUUCAGAGGCCGAUGAAGAACAGAGCCGUUACAAUUCUCGAAGUCACAGAGGAGCCACUCGUCCGUUCGUGGUUGACUUUCCUGAGGAUAUAGAGUGGACACGGCAAAGAACUGAAGGAUCGAAUACCCCACGGCGGCAUACGGUUUCGCCGCAGAGCAAAUUCUUUUUUGGUUUGGGAGACAAGGAACAAGAUGACAUUGAUUGCAUGUCCCGAAAAUCUUAUUCGCAGCAUCGACCCCGAGUAUCGCGCUCACGAGAAGAGAGGAUGCCGAUCCCUGAACGUGACCAGCGCCCAUCUCUAGCUCAUAUGGUGGAAGCUCGUAAUACACUUCAUACCGGCAGCGAUAGAGAUCAGGGAAUGAGAACCGGCCACCGACGUGUCCGUUUUACAAGCGAGGUAAACUAUGCGGAGCCUAUCAAUAAAAAUAGAGAGCACAAUAAAACAGCCGAUAGUGUCCACACUCAUCAAUAUCGUUUCCUCAAGGAGAGGCCAAACACUGAGGCCCGUACGCCUUAUCUUGCACGAUCAAUAGAAGUUACGAAGACUUUUACGGCAUCUAGGUCAAACCGUCUUCGACCGAGAGUGAUUCAAGACGGCAAUCGCCGACUGGCUAGAGCGGGCGAGCGCAUCUUCGUCGAGGCUCGGAGGAGACAAAGGGAAGACAGUGAAUUCAAUUCGUAUACUGGCAGGCGACAUUGGAACCGCCAACCUAGGCGUUCAUUCUCUGGCCAGAGAGCAUUAAUAAUGGAUAAAGGGACACUCAACUCUGGGCAGAAUCUAGCACCUGAUCUCAAUCAGAUUUCACCAAUCAGGGCACUGGGCCUAUUGUGUGCCAGCUUUGAGGUGCUGUCUAGGCCGGCUAUGGACAACUCCAGCUCGUCUCCUGUCUGGACAGAUAGAAUAUCUGAUACAGCGCUUCCCUCAGUUCGAGGUACUGAAUUUCGUUGCUCUCCAAGAGAAUACGAUCAAAUGGAUCGGGACCUUCUUCAACAGAGCAUACUAUCCAAGAGGUUCUUCUCAAAGCGGGAACCCCCGAUCACAUUGAAAGAUUACUUACUGCGGCUCCAUCGCUACUGUCCAAUGUCUACGGCUGUCUACCUUGCUACAAGCAUGUACAUCACUCGAAUGGUCACAACCGAAAGGGUCGUGUCGGUAAAUCCGAGGAAUAUGCACCGCCUAGUGCUUGCAGGAAUUUGCGUGGCAAUGAAAAUUCUUGAAGAUCUCAGUUACCCUCAAAGUCGUCUUGCCAAAGUUGGCGGAGUGACAGAAUGCGAUUUGUCAAGGCUUGAGAUCAGCUUCUGUUUUCUGGCCGAUUUUGAGCUGCGAGUCGAUGUUCGGAUGCUUAUUAUCCAAGCGGCAAUUCUUGAACAGAGUGCUAUUUCCAAUGUUGAUUUUAAUGAGUAA